Cinara cedri is the source of this 315-nucleotide messenger RNA. The record is from the annotation of a GenBank genome assembly. NCBI's taxonomy places the organism in Eukaryota, Metazoa, Arthropoda, Insecta, Hemiptera, Aphididae.
AUGAGAAAAAGUCAAAUUGAAGAAAAAAAUUAUAAAUUGGAUGAAAUUGCACUUCAAAUGGGCCAUGAAGUGUUAAGAAUUCCUCUUAACCACUGUCAAUACAACCCAAUCGAAUUAAUCUGGGCGCAAGUUAAGGGUAAAGUCGCGGAAAAAAAUAACACUUUCAAAAUUGUAGAUGUGGAAGUGUUAGUAAAUAGCGCUUUAGACACAGUGACAACAGAAGAUUGGGCAAAAUGUGACGAUCGUGCCUCACUUUUCUCCUCGCGUAAUAUAGUUAGUGCUUUGGGUAUUCAUUGUAAUCUUUCAUGCAGUUAG